CCGAGAAGAUACGCCGCAGCCCCUGCUGGACGGGGGUAAGAACGAGAGACUGAGGAAACCGGACUCCUGGGUCCCCGAAGAGGGUUGGGGCUUGUUAAUGGCCUGCGUCGCGAUGGGUUCCACCGCUACACCCGAGGGAGAACUGGGCUACGUCCGCGAGUUCACUCGCCACUCCUCCGACGUGCUGGGCAACCUGAAUGAGCUGCGCCUGCGCGGGAUCCUCACUGACGUCACGCUACUGGUUGGCGGGCAACCCCUUCGGGCUCAUAAGGCAGUUCUUAUCGCCUGCAGCGGCUUCUUCUAUUCAAUUUUCCGAGGCCGUGCAGGAGUGGGAGUGGACGUGCUCUCCCUGCCCAGGGGCCCCGAAGCUGGAGGCUUCGCUCCUCUUCUGGACUUCAUGUACACUUCACGCCUACGCCUCUCUCCCGCCACUGCACCAGCAGUUCUUGCAGCUGCCACCUACUUGCAGAUGGAACAUGUGGUCCAGGCAUGCCACCGCUUCAUCCAGGCCAGCUAUGAACCUCUGGGCAUCUCCCUGCGGCCCCUGGAAGCAGAACCCCCCACGCCCCCAACAGCCCCUCCACCAGGCAGUCCCAGGCGCUCCGAAGGGCACCCAGACCCACCUACUGAGUCUCGCAGCUGCAGUCAAGGCCCCCCUAGUCCAGGCAGCCCAGACCCCAAGGCCUGCAACUGGAAAAAGUACAAGUUCAUCGUGCUAAACUCUCAGGCCUCCCAAGCAGGGAGCCUGGUGGGGGAGAGGAGUCCUGGUCAACGUUGCCCCCAAGCUGGGCUCCUCAGUGGAGAUGAGGCUUCCAGCAGCAGCAGCGGCAGUGAAGAAGGACCCAUUCCCGGUCCCCAGAGCAGGCUCUCUCCAACUGCUGCCACUGUACAGUUCAAAUGUGGGGCUCCAGUCAAUACACCCUAUCUCACACCCCGGACUCAAGAGGCCACUCCAUCACCCUCUGGGCAGGCUUGUCCACCACCAGGAAGUGAAAUUUUCAGCUGCCAGAACUGUAAGGCUGUGGCUGGGUGCUCACCAGGGCUGGACCCCUUGGUUUCUGGGGAUGAAGACAAGCCCUACAAGUGUCAGCUCUGCCGGUCUGCCUUCCGCUACAAGGGCAACCUGGCCAGCCACCGCACGGUGCACACAGGGGAAAAGCCCUACCACUGCUCCAUUUGCGGAGCCCGCUUUAACCGGCCGGCAAACCUGAAAACGCAUAGCCGCAUCCAUUCGGGAGAGAAGCCCUAUAAGUGUGAGACCUGUGGCUCGCGCUUCGUACAGGUAGCGCAUCUGCGCGCGCACGUGCUGAUCCACACUGGGGAGAAGCCCUAUCCUUGCUCUACCUGCGGAACUCGCUUCCGCCACCUACAGACCCUCAAGAGCCACGUUCGCAUCCACACAGGGGAGAAACCUUACCACUGCGACCCCUGCGGCCUGCAUUUCCGGCACAAGAGUCAACUACGACUGCAUCUGCGCCAGAAACACGGAGCUGCUACCAACACCAAAGUGCACUACCACAUUCUGGGGGGGCCCUAGCUGAGCGAUGGCCGACCCCACUCGCUUGCUGGAAGCCAGGAAAGCUGCCAGCCCAUGCCUACUUUCUCUGGCAGACUUGGGCAUGGGGGUGUGCAAGGCCCCUGCAGUAUCAGAAACUGCCACCACCUUAAUUUCUCACUGGGGAGAGCAGGGGUGGCAGAUCCCAGCUUGAUUUGCCUCUGUUUUGCUGGUCAAAACCUCUUCCCCACAAUCAAAAUUGUUUCUGAGGAGAGAGAAAGCUGGGAGCUGGGGGAGAGACUGGAGUCCCCCAUUUCUUUAAGGGAACAGUCCUCCACCUGCAACCCUCAUCUCAUUUGGUUUAUCUGUAAAUAUAAUUUAUUGAGGCCUUUGGGUGACACCAGGGCCUUCAUUGUAUUGCAUUUCCCAUGUCCCUCUUCCACAAGUGUGAUCAAAAGUGACCUGAAACACAGAGUGUGAGGUCACAGCUCUGCUGGCAGAGAUUAGCACUUGGCUGUCUCCUUUGGCUUGAGUGUUUUAUAUUAUUAUUGCCGUAACUUUAA
Molecule: messenger RNA, 2058 nt
Organism: Hipposideros armiger (great roundleaf bat)
Lineage: Eukaryota; Metazoa; Chordata; Mammalia; Chiroptera; Hipposideridae
Gene: BCL6B
Product: BCL6B transcription repressor
Exons: 9
Coding region: 98-1537 (479 amino acids)
Biological process (GO): regulation of transcription by RNA polymerase II
Cellular component (GO): nucleus
Molecular function (GO): protein binding; DNA-binding transcription factor activity, RNA polymerase II-specific
Source: RefSeq, a predicted model, not a curated record